GAUCUUAAGAGCUGGGUCCAGGGGAACCUCACUGCCUGCAGCCGCUCCCUCUUCCUCUUUGACGAGAUGGACAAGCUGGCCCCAGGCCUGAUGGAGGUCCUGCGACCUUUCCUCGGCUCCUCUUGGGUUGUGUUCGGGACCAACUAUCGCAAAGCCAUCUUCAUCUUCAUCAGCAACACUGGUGGUGAGCAGAUCAACCAGGUGGCACUGGAGGCGUGGCGCAGCCGCCGGGACCGUGAGGAGAUCCGCCUACAGGAACUGGAGCUGGUCAUCUCCCAGGCUGUGUUGGACAACCCGCACCAUGGCUUCUGGCGCUCAGGCAUCCUGGAAGAGCAUCUCCUAGACGUGCUGGUGCCUUUCCUCCCACUGCAGCGGCACCAUGUGCGGCACUGCGUGCUCAACGAGCUGGCCCAGCUGGGCCUGGAGCCAAGGGAUGAGGUCGUCCAGGCUGUGCUGGACAGCACCACCUUCUUCCCUGAGGACGAGCAGCUCUUUUCCUCCAAUGGCUGCAAAACUGUGGCUUCCAGGAUUGCCUUCUUCCUCUGA
This is a messenger RNA of Puma concolor (puma), 546 nucleotides long. Lineage: Eukaryota; Metazoa; Chordata; Mammalia; Carnivora; Felidae. The record is from RefSeq and is a predicted model, not a curated record.